AUGGAAGUUUGUACUAAUGAAAACACGAAUAAGGUGUUUGGUGGCGAAGAUUUGUCUUGGGCUUUGCAAAUUGGUGAUCUUGAUACAGUCAAAGAACAGUUGCAGAGACUUACCAGAGAAAAUGGGGUAAUUAUUCUUAAUCGAUCAGUAAUUAAUUACUUUUAUCUUCUAAUUUAUAGUUCAAAAGAUCAAAUUACAUUGGUCUAGAUCAUUUGUUAUAGUAAAUAAUUUAUUAUUAAAGUCGAUCUAGGUACAAGUAUUAACCAUUGUUUCAAUUUUAAAUACUUACAAGUUAAGCUUUGUUUAUUGAUUAAAAUAGCCUGUUAUUGAUAUAUUAGGUACUUAAAUUAUUACAUUUUAAACUAUAUUGUUGUUACAGAAUUGGGAUGUAAAUAAUGUUUCGAAUGGCAGAACUAUGUUACAUAAGGCAUGCGAUUUUGGUCAUUUGGACAUUGUUGAGUAUUUAAUUCAAAAUGGUGCGGACAUAAAUGUAAGAUAACUAUUAUUUUUUUACUCAUUUUUACUAGGUAGCAUAUAUAUUUCUAAUUUAAUGUUACCUAUAUAUAUUAAAUCCUGAUAAUAACAAAUCUAAUGUAUUAUUUAUUAAUAUAGGGCAAAAUAAUUAUGAUAUGAAUUUAUGGGUACUCAUAGUGGUGGGGGGGCAGUAAAGUUAUUUGCUCCCCUUGAGUUUUUUUUACCAUUAUGUAGCACAGUAACGCUGAACCCUAUGUUAUAAUUGUGCCUUAACCUAAAUUCUUUUAAAAAUUAAGCAUAGGGUCAUUUCAUUUUGGCCCAAAGUCUGGUUGUUAAAUUGAAUGAAUACUUCAUGACAGAAAUAAAAAUCUAUGUUAACCAAAAUUUAAGACAUUAAAUUGGCUGUGUUUAAUUAUUAGGGAUUCUUGAAAUGUUUUUCCCACGAUUACAUUUUUAACACUUCCAUGUCAAAUAAAAAAAAAAUAAUAAUAACAAUAAUGAUAUAAAUAAAAAUGUGAAUGUUAAUAUGAGUAUUUGCUCCUUUUCGAUUCAUUUCUGUAAACACCUUUUUGUGGAAUUAAACUUUUAUGAUUAAUACAUUUUUAUCCAUUUAUUAUCAUUUUAUAUUUUUUAAGAAAUAUCUGUUUUUUAAUUAUAUACAGUAUAUUCUCGGUUAUCCGCGCGAAAGGGUGGCAUAUCCAGGGAUAAGUAAACUUCACAGACAAUCUAAAUUCAAAUUGGAACAAAAAUUCAAUUAUUAUUUUAUUAAAAAAUUAUAAUAAGAACACCUUUUAUUUUUUGACAACAAAGUUCUAUUUGAUACGCGUAUCUUGCACAGCAGAUGGCAGUAGACGGCAGUAUUCUAAUGCAGUGGUCUUCAACUUUUUUGGACUCACGACCCACUUUUUUAGUCGUACAUUAUUCCCGAUCCACAUAAGGCAUACAUAAAGAAAAACAUUUGUGGAACAGCAAAAAAAAUCUAAAGUUGCUUAAUACUUUGUAGUAGUACUGUUAUAACUGAAAAAAUAAUAAUAAAAAAAACUUUUUAACGUACAUGUGACUAGAAUAAUAAUGCGACUAAUAUUUAUUUGAAACAUAUACUGUGAUUUAAAAUCCAUUAUACUAUUAUAUUUUUGAAUAUAAACUAUAUAUAUAUAUAUAUAUUGUUUAUAUAUAAUAUAUCACAAUAAUUUUCAAACUGUUUUUUCAUUUAUUAAUUUUCUAAGUUUGAUAAUUAAACAACUUUUUGUAUAUUUUAUAUAAUUGUAUAAAUUUAAUUUUUAUUUUAAAAAGAAAACUUAUCGCGACCCAAUUUUUAAACUUAAGCGACCCAAAAAUGGGUCAUGACUCACUGGUUGAAGAUCACUGCUCUAAUGCAUGGUGAAAGAGAUGUGUGUGUAUAGGUCAUUCUAUUAUAGGUAACGAAAAUAAAUUGAAAUUGCUGUUAUUGCAAACCUAAUUAGACCAAUUCAUGGAGCUAUAAUGAUUUACAUAUUUUAUAUUAUUAUAUUUUUUGUAUGUACAUAUUCCAUCUGCAGAAGACUGUGGAUAAUCUAUAGUAUAUGACAUAUAAAUAAUUAACAUUGUGUAAUUUUUUAGGUAUUUUAUUUCACAUAUUUCAUUAUAUACUUUGUAAUAUUAUUAAAAUAGAUAAAUUGUUGUGUUUAAGUUGAAAUUAGAAUUAAUUACAAAAUUUUAAAAGUUUGAUAUUUCUGAAGACUACAUGCACUUUAUUUUUUUUUUUGCUGUCUUCUUAUCUGUUGUUUAUGGUAAUAUUCUAAUUUAUUUCAACCUUAAUACCACAAUUUAUAUUUUAAGUAGUGUAAUUUUUUUAAUUUACCUAUUAAUUAGACUAAGAUAGUAGAUGAUGUGGGUGUAGAGUACUCUUAAAAAAAUGCAUAAAUACCUUCAAAUCUUUAUAAUUUAUAGACAGUCAUUUUAAAUUCUAGGUGGAGCGAAUAAUUUUAUGGUUUUACAAAAAUUUUUAUUUUAUUUUUUUAUUUGUACACAACUUUUCAACCAGAAAUCUUAAUCUGAUUUUUAAGUGUAGCACCUUUUAUGAAAGAAAAUUGGUGUGUGUGUGGGAAGAUACUUUAUGGAGGCCAUUUUUCGAUUUUACCAAGAGUUUUCCCAGCAAAUGUGAAAAACUAAGAAAAAACAUAGGACAUAUGACAUAUAUAUUGUUGAAAAAACAACACUAUCAACUGGACUUCCCUAAAAAUUGUUUUUUGUUAGCAAUGAUUUAUCGGUGCUUACAGGUAUACAUUAAAUUACCCAUAACAGUGGCUGCACUCUUCCCUAUUAUCCUAGGACAGCUUUUUGUUUUUUGUUUUUUUUAUUAUACCAAAAAUGUUUUCAACUAAUAGUACCUAAUAUGAAAAAUCAUAUUUUAUCAAUGGAUUAAUUGCAAAAAACGGUGGUUCAAUGUUUAAAGUAUAAAAUAAAAUGUAUCAAAUCUAACUAUUUAUUAUUUUCACCAUAAAAUAAAUAAACAAUUAUAUUUUAAAUUAAUUAUUUAUUUGUUUUUAUGUUAUUAGAAGAAAGACAAUUUUGGCAUCACUCCAUUAUUAUGUGCUCUAUGGGAGAAUCAUCUAAGUGUUGCUAAAUAUUUAAUUGAUAAGGUAAUAUAAUAUGUUUGUUGAUAUACAAAAUAUACUUUGCCUAAACAACCAAGUAUCCACAGCACAAAUUAAAAAUUUAUCAUUUUUAUGGCUGUUAAUGAUCCUACUCUGUUGUCUGACUGGUUUGCCUAUGGCUUGCAUAGAUAUGGUUGUUAUUUAGGCCAGUGGUUUUCAACCUGCUUUCAUGAUUUAUUAUCAAAGAUGUCACAUAUAUAGUAAAAAUAUUACAGUAUUACAGUAAAUUUGUUUAUUUAAAUUUGUAUUAUUACUAUUAUUUGUAAAGGGGUCUUUAAUUAGGCUUUCAAAAUCAGAAGAGCCAUGGACCUAAAAAGGUUGGAAACCACUGAUUUAGGUUGUUUAGGCAACAUGCAUUUUAGGUAUAAAUCUAGUUUACAACCCAAGUUUGUAUUUAAAUUUUUUUUUCAAAAUGUGUGUUUUUGCCUGUACAUUAAGAAUUAAAAAAAAAAAACUAGGACAAACCUUGUUUGGAAGUUAUGGGAGAAAAUUUCAUAAAGUUCUGGUUUUUGUUUCUUUUUAUGUAUUUCUUGGUUAUAAUUUAACAUUUAAAUUUUUUUUUUUUUUUACAAAAUUUGUGUUUUUUAAUGCCUAUAAUUAUUGGUAUAAUCAACACUUAUUUAUCAUAUUUACUUUUAUAGUUAUUGUACAUAAACCUACCCACCUAUAAUCCUUAUAUCUUUGUUACUUACUCAAUGUGGUUUUGCACAACAAAUAGGGUUAUUUUUGAUUAACAUUGACUGAGCGAGUUUGUAACUCUAAAUCUAAGCCAGAUAGACUUAUUCUGACUUUAAUAAAAAAAAAUUUGUUAUCAAAAUAUCAAUAACUAAUAAAAAAGUAAUUAUGAUUGGUAACUUUUGAUAAUACCCAUGGAUUAAGCAUUAAAAAACACAUAUUUUGUCUAAAAAAAAAAUGAAAAUGUUAAAUUCUAACUAUGAAAUACUCAAACGAAAAACCCAAACUUAUGAAGUUAUCUCCCAUAAAUUCCAAAUGAAGAUCAUCAGAAUUUUUUCUUUUAGAUUCUUAAUGUAGAGGCAAAAACACAAGUUUUGAAAAACAAGCUUGGGUUGUAAUCUAGAUUUGUUCCACCUUUUAUUUUACUUCAUUGAUAACAUUUAUAUUAUUUUAUAGGGAGCCACAACUACAUUUCUAACACCUGAAGGGCUAAAAUAUUAUGAAUGCAUUGAAGACACUGAUAUGAUCAGAUUAUUAAAACAAUUAGAAAAUAAAUAA
Messenger RNA from Cinara cedri, 4343 nucleotides. Lineage: Eukaryota; Metazoa; Arthropoda; Insecta; Hemiptera; Aphididae. The record is from the annotation of a GenBank genome assembly.